Molecule: messenger RNA, 3421 nt
Organism: Manihot esculenta (cassava)
Lineage: Eukaryota; Viridiplantae; Streptophyta; Magnoliopsida; Malpighiales; Euphorbiaceae
Exons: 8
Coding region: 1012-3249 (745 amino acids)
Biological process (GO): intracellular signal transduction
Source: RefSeq, a predicted model, not a curated record
UAUUUAGGGGAGCAAUUUGAAAUUCACCAAGCCGUUUUUGUUCUUUCGAGCCUUCUCAAUACGACAUUACCCUCUCUUCCCAAAUCCACAAAACGACAUCCAGCUCAUUCCUUCUCCAUUUUCACAGAACCCAGCAUUUUCGUUACCUUGUUUUGACCCAUUCACAGCCAAAUACCCAUCUCUCACUCUUCAUUUCCAUCGAUUCCCCCCAUUUCCAAACUAUCCUCUGACUCUGCCACCGCUCGCAGCCCCACUCUCCGGAAACCUGCAACCCCAUCGAAGCACAGACCCGCCGCCGCGCCGGACCACCAGCUCCCGCGAGACCCACGGCACCUCACCUUCGCACAAAGAGCUCCUUCAUCGAGUUCACGAGAGAGACGUGAACAACCGUUUCAUUCACCGAAGCUCACCGCAAGCUCCAGCUCCUCUUUGCUAUCACUGUUCAAACAUCACAGCAUUUCACAAACUAGUUGCAGCUUUUCAUGCCUUGUAGCCUCCAAAACCCAUUGCCAUUGACCACACUAGCGGUUCCCUCUUCGAUUCGAAGCCCCAAUAGCUCCAAUAUAAGUCAUCGACUCAAACCCAUCUUACAUGCGUUCAAUCCCCACAAAAUAGAGUACCCAGAAAGCCCGAGUGCACCAGCUGCUGCCCUCGAGCCCCAGUUCCAGAACCCAGUCCAAUCCGGUACACCAGCACUCUCCCGACGCACGCGAAGCUCCUUCCUCAACGCAAAAUCUCAACCUACGCCACUCCGGUUCCAGUUUCUGUUUGCAUUCCUAGAUCAGCGGCAGACUCAAUUCCCCUUCAGUCGAGCGACAGAAAUUGGGUCUUUAAAGGGGCUUACAGAUGAGUUGGACUCUCUAGGUGACAAUUAACACAUAUCUCUCUGUUAGUGGCCUAUUUCGAGAGGUUUCUAUUAUUCUAAUUAUCUACUGGAGCAAGGGAAAUUAAAUUUAGGAGCACGCAUUGUUGAGUUGUAUCCUUGUAUUACAGACUAUAUGUUGUCAUAUCAUGGAGGAGGCAUUAACAGAUAAAACCGUAACAAUAUCUCCAGCUUCUGCAAAUUUGGAGCAAGAUGAUGUUGAUGUUCAGAAACAUGAUCAUACUCAACUAUCAGAGGAGACAAAAUCUCUAGAUUGCAGUAAGAGUGAUUCAAAAUUAGACAAAGAUGAUGGGAAGUAUCAAGCUGGUGAAAAUAGUGAAAGUAAUAGCGUCUUGGAAUUCAAAUGUCGAGGAGAUAAGACAGGGGAUAUUAUUAAACAUGAUGACUUGAGCAAGAUGGAUGAGAGUAGAGACUUGGAGUCUAAAUAUCAUUGUGGAAAGUUAAAUAAUGAUAUUCAGCAAGUCGGCCUGCGUCAGGGUAAGAAUUUGGAGUCUAAACCUGAAAAAGGAACAGAACUAACCAUGGGGGAAAAUCUUGCCAAGGAAGAGUCGGAUCCUGUUUUUGAUGGAGUAGAGGUUCGUAGGAUGGAAGCCAAUACGAGUGCAUCUUUCCGUUCUUUGGGUGCUGAUCCUAAAUCUGAGGGAUCUGUGUGGCCUGAGAAAGCCAGGGCUCUUAGAAAGCUUGUCAAGGCUAAAAGUGUAGUUGCUGUCACAAGUUUUAUUCGUGCCCUCUCUGGGAGAAGAACUGAAUUUGGGCAGUUUCCUGUUGAUGAAGGCAAGGAAGCUCCAGAUUCAGUUAAAGAUACAGAACCUACAGAAACUUCUCAAAAACCAUUAGAUAGAUCUGCAUGGAAUCCUCUAAAAUAUAUUAUGAGUUCUCGCGAUGUUGAUCCAGACAACAAAACUGAGCAGGGGGUGGGAGUCAUUGAAGAACCACCAGAACCUAUAAUCAUGAAAGGGAAAAUUAUACUUUAUACGAGGUUAGGGUGUCAAAAUUGUAAAGAGGUCAGAUUAUUCUUGUAUAAUAAGAUGCUUAGGUAUGUUGAGAUUAACAUUGAUGUAUACCCUAGUAGAAAGCUGGAGUUAGAAAAGUUUACGGGGUCUUGUGCAGUUCCUAAAGUAUUCUUUAAUGAGAUUGUGAUUGGAGGGUUGAGUGAGCUCAAGGGUUUGGAUGAAUCUGGCGAGCUUGAAGAUAAAAUUGAUUAUUUGAUCAACGAAGCACCAACAUUUGAGGCUCCUCUGCCGCCACUUUCUGGUGAAGAUGAUGUUUCCAGUAGCGGGUCCAUUGAUGAAUUAGCUCUUAUUGUUCGAAAAAUGAAAGAAUCUAUAGUGGUUAAGGACCGAUUCUAUAAGAUGCGGAGGUUCUGCAACUGCUUUUUAGGUUCAGAGGCUAUCGAUUUCUUAUCAGAAACCCAGUACUUGGAGAGGGAAGAGGCUAUUGAAUUUGCACGAAAGCUUGCUAGCAAGCUUUUCUUUCGACAUGUUCUUGACGAGAAUUUAUUCGAGGACGGAAACCAUUUAUACUGGUUCUUGGAUGGCGAUCCUAUUGUGUCAUCACAAUGUUAUAACAUUCCUAGGGGUAUAAUUGAGGCAAAGCCAAAGUCCAUAAUUGAAAUUGCAUCAAGGUUGAGAUUUUUGUCUUGUGCAAUUUUUGAAGCCUACACAUCAGAGGAUGGAAAGCAUGUUGACUACAGAACUAUUCAUGGGAGUGAGGAAUUUGCAAGGUAUUUGAGGAUAAUUGAAGAGCUCCAAAGGAUAGGAUUUCAAGAUAUACGAAGGGAACAAAGGCUUUCUUUCUUCAUAAAUCUAUACAAUAUGAUGGCCAUACAUGCAAUAUUAGUUUUGGGCCAUCCAGAUGGAGCACUGGAACGAAGGAGGUUGUUUGGAGACUUUAAGUAUGUAAUUGGUGGGUGUACAUACUCACUUUUAGAAAUUCAGAAUGGCAUUUUGAGGGCCAACCAGCGUGCGCCAUACAAUCUCAUGAAACCAUUUGCUGUGAACGAUAAGCGUUCCAAGGCAGCUCUUCCCUAUCCAGAGCCACUGAUUCACUUUGCGCUCGUUUCUGGUACUCGAUCUGGACCUGCACUUCGAUGCUAUUCACCAGCAAACAUUGAUAAGGAAUUGAUGGAUUCAGCCCGUAGUUUCUUAAGAGGUGGAGGAUUAACAAUAGAUGUGGAUGCCAAGGUUGCAUAUGUUAGUAAGAUCCUCAAAUGGUUUAGUGUGGAUUUUGGUAAGAAUGAGGCAGAGAUACUGAAACAUGCAUCAAACUACCUGGAGCCUGCCGACUCAGAAGCUUUGCUGGAGUUGCUUGCCAGUGGUCAAUUAAAGGUGGUAUACCAACUUUAUGAUUGGGGUUUGAAUCUGUAGCCUUUUAUUUUUUUAUUUUUUGUAUACACUAUAUAUAGGUUACAACUUCCCUUGUAUACAGAUAUUUGCAUGAGGGAAGUAUCAACUGUUUUAUGAAAAUGAAAAAGAAAAAGAAAUAAUAAAAAAAUUCCAGCUCAAAAUGUCUCCGAAACCAUUUUGGUUUAGCGUUGAA